UUCACCAUGAGAACUCCUGUUAUCUUGUUUAUGAGAAGUGUCUUUCCAAGGAAGAGAACAGGAAAAAAGUUUGAACCUUUUCAAGGACGUAGGAGGAGUUUGUUUUCUGGGGGAAACUGGUUUUGUGUCGUUUCUCACACCACCACUGUCUGGAAGUUACUCCAGGGUUUCUGUCCACCCCAACGUCAUGGGGGAUAGCCUGUCCAGUACGCGGUAGCCUGAUAUCCUCGGAUACUCCAUAUCAACAUCAUGUAUGGAUCUUGGUCCUUACAUUGACGCUUUAUCCAGAGGAAAAGGAUGAAUUUCGGAGCCAGAAGAGUCACCCUACCAGCCAUCACUCCUCUCAGUCUUCAGAAGCGGGUGAUCAAAGUGUUCAACGAGGACAACAGUAGCCGGGCAGUGGAGGUGGAAAGGGGCGUGUCCGCCCGGGACAUCUGCCAGAUGUUCAUCAUGAAGAACUGCUGCAUUGACGACCACUGCUGGACGCUGUUUGAACACCUGCCACAUCUUGACAUGGAGAGGACGAUAGAGGACCACGAGGCGGUCAUGGAGGUCCUGUCGAGCUGGGGGAUGGACACAGAGAGCCGCUUGUGCUUCAGGAAGAACUACGCCAAGUACGAGUUCUUCAGGACUCCUCUGGACUUCUUCCCAGACCACAUGGUGUCCGUCUCCAAUGAGACCAACGGGCUGAUGGAUCCUUCUCAGCUCAUCCAGACCUUUCUGAACUCCAGCAUGUGUCCAGAGAUCCAUGGGUACCUCCAUGCCAAAGAGCAGGCCAGGAAAACCUGGAAGAGGUUAUACUUUGUCUUGAGAAGAUCCGGACUAUAUUUCUCUAAUAAGGGAACUUCUAAGGAGCCCAGACACCUCCAGGUCCUGGCCGAGUUCAGGGACAGCGAUGUGUACUCCCUCCUGUCAGCCAGGAAGCUCCAAGGGGCGCCCACAGAUUUCGGCUUCUGUCUCAAGGCGUCAGAGUCCGGCUCCUCCAGGAACAUGAAGAUGCUCUGUGCAGACGACCAGCAGUCAAGGACCUGCUGGAUCACAGCCCUGCGCCUCCUCAAGUAUGGGUUGCAGCUCUACCAGAACUUCCUCCAACCUCAUCAGAAACAGAAAGCCUCGCCUAUGAGGAGCAUAUCUGAGAGUUCCCUGGUCGCCAUGGAUUUCUCGGGGCAGAGGAGCCGCGUCAUCCAGAACCCGUCGGAGGCUCUCUGCGUGGCAGUGGAGGAGGGGCUAUCCUGGAGGAGGAAAAGCUGGCAUCGCUUUAGUUCCUACGGCAGCCCGUCCACCUCCCAGGGCUCAAUGAUGAGCAUGGCUCUCCACCAGACCCAGCCGUGGUUCCAUGGCCAGCUGUCCCGGGACGAGGCCCAGCGCCUGAUCAUCCAGCAGGGCCAGGUGGACGGAUUGUUCCUGCUGAGGGACAGCCAAAGCAACCCCAACACGUUUGUCCUGUCACUGUGUCACCUGCAGAGGAUCAGACACUUCCAGAUCCUACCUGUGGACAAUGAUGGGGAGAUGUUCUACAGUCUUGACGACGGCCAGACGCGCUUCGCUGACCUGGUCCAGCUGGUGGACUUCCACCGGCUGAACCGCGGGGUCCUGCCCAGCCAGCUGAGACAUCACUGCGCCCGGCUCGCCCUGUGACACCGCCAGGACCUGGGCACUCAAACCCCUGAUCUCUA
Molecule: messenger RNA, 1676 nt
Organism: Gadus chalcogrammus (walleye pollock)
Lineage: Eukaryota; Metazoa; Chordata; Actinopteri; Gadiformes; Gadidae
Gene: grb14
Product: growth factor receptor-bound protein 14
Exons: 13
Coding region: 298-1638 (446 amino acids)
Biological process (GO): negative regulation of insulin receptor signaling pathway; insulin receptor signaling pathway
Cellular component (GO): cytoplasm; plasma membrane
Source: RefSeq, a predicted model, not a curated record